AUUGUGUACUUCGCGCUCCGGCCAACGUGACCAUUGCUUUCAUCGCGAUUUAUUGACACGCUCGAUCGUUGAUCGGCAAUUUAACGGAAUGAGCAUACUUAAUCGACUGCCGCGUCUCGCUCGUUUUUCGAGCGUCCUCCGUGAAAAUGUUUCGCGUUUCUCCACACAGACCGACGAGCCGCCGAUACCCGUGAAUCUGGUCAAAGAUAAGUACAGCGCUAAUCUUCAAUCUAAGAACGGAGCGAUAUACGACAGGAAGCCGUUCAGGAUACGUCUCGAGGCCGGCAAAAAUUACUCGUGGUGUCUCUGCGGUCAGAGCAAGAGCCAGCCAUUGUGCGAUGGCACACACAAAAACAUUUUUCUCAAAAUCCCGUUUAGACCCAUACGUUUCGUCGUUGAGGAGACCAAAGAGUACUGGCUAUGCAACUGCAAGCAAACGUCAAACAGGCCCUUCUGCGACGGCACCCACAAAAGGCUGGAUAUCCAGGAGAAAAAGCGAUAGAGAUGUGGAAAAUUGCAUCAUUGCUAUGAGAGCAUCGUGAAAUUAUUUUACAUACAAUCACAUGUGCUAUAGACACAGAUACAUGCACAAGAGAGUGUAUAUAGUAUACAUGUAUCUAUGAUGGUCAUUGUUACAGUGUGCUAUUAUCAUAGAUAUUUUAAUAAAACAUUAUAGGCAUUUACCA
Formica exsecta is the source of this 686-nucleotide messenger RNA. Its product is annotated as CDGSH iron-sulfur domain-containing protein 3, mitochondrial. Lineage: Eukaryota; Metazoa; Arthropoda; Insecta; Hymenoptera; Formicidae. The record is from RefSeq and is a predicted model, not a curated record. Gene Ontology annotation, cellular component: intracellular membrane-bounded organelle. The transcript is spliced from 2 exons. Gene Ontology annotation, molecular function: 2 iron, 2 sulfur cluster binding. The coding region runs from base 89 to 502 and encodes 137 amino acids.